Molecule: messenger RNA, 1122 nt
Organism: Colletotrichum costaricense
Lineage: Eukaryota; Fungi; Ascomycota; Sordariomycetes; Glomerellales; Glomerellaceae
Product: cytochrome P450
Exons: 5
Molecular function (GO): iron ion binding; monooxygenase activity; oxidoreductase activity, acting on paired donors, with incorporation or reduction of molecular oxygen
Source: RefSeq, a predicted model, not a curated record
AUGCGCGACUAUGAGGUGUACACGAGCACGGCAGUCUCGAUCAUCGUUCUCUAUGGCAUCGCCUCUAUCGCACGCCAAUACGCACGGCUGAAGCACAUCAGGGGGCCCUCAGUCGCAGGAUUUACCGACUGGUGGCUUGUGCGCGCCCUGCGUAGUGGGAGGGGGCAUCUUGAGUUCUACGAGGCCUACCAGAAAUAUGGAUCUCUUGUACGUGUCGGGCCGAGGGAUCUGAUCACGAGCGACCCGGACCUCAUGAAGCACAUGCUCGGCGUGCGGACCAAAUACAGGCGGUCGAAUUGGUACGACGCCAUGAGGCUUGAUCCUGGCAGAGAUAACAUAUUGUCCAUGGGAGACGACGCGUUGCACGCCCAGCUUCGAUCCCGGAUGGCUGCUGGAUACUCCGGCAAAGAAGUUGAGAACCUCGAAGGAAAAGUGGACGAGAACAUUCUUCGUCUUAUCGAUCUGGUCGAUCGCUAUGUUUCCGAGAACAAAGCUUUCGACUUCGGUCUCAAAGCGCAGUACUUCACCCUCGACGUCAUCUCGGACCUUGCUUUUGGUGAGCCGUUUGGCGAUGUGGCUUCCGACUCUGACGUCCAUGAGUACAUCCGCACAUCGGAGCAGAACAUGCCGAACGUCGUGCUGGCAGCAGUCCUGCCUUGGCUCCUAGCCCUACUCUCUUCGCCCCUGCUUCGGGGCCUUUUACCUUCUGAUAAGGAUGCUAUAGGGCUCGGGAAGACGAUCAGGAUCGCCAAAGAAGUCGCCGCGGAACGUUUCGGUCCAAAUAAGAAGAUUAGGAAAGAUAUGCUCGGCUCCUUCGUAGCUCACGGUCUGACCCAGGAGGAAGCGUCAUCGGAGAUCCUCAUGCAGAUUCUAGCUGGAUCCGACACGACGGCGACCGCCAUUCGCGCGACGCUCCUCCACAUCCUCACGAGCCCCCGAGUAUCCGCCGCUCUUCGUGAGGAAAUCGAGUUGGCUAAGCCGUCGUGGCCCGUGAUCACAGAGGCAGAAGCGCGUAGCAUGCCGUACCUGCAAGCUGUGAUCAAGGAAGGGCUUCGGAUCUUCCCGCCUGUCGUGGGCCAGAUGUCCAAGGAAGUCCCCAAAGGCGGAGACACGUUCAAGGGG